UGCAUGCAUGAUCACGUGGAAAGUGUAAAUGUGUAAAGUAUAAAAUGGUGUUAGUGAGCUGCGCAAGAGUGCGAGAGGAGAAGUGAUAGAUCCGAUUUUCUAUGUAAAAAGUAUAAUUUCGAGAGUUUUAUUCGUAAUAUAAAUAACGGAUUUAAAUUUGUUGUAGACAAGAAAUAUUCGUGAAUCCAACGCGCUCUUAAAACGGUUAGAACAUUUUUUAUUGUGCUCGAAGAUGCGCUAUAUAACCUGAAUUUGAACGCAAAUUAACCUUAUAUUUAAAUUUACACAGAAAAUAAUUUCUCACAAAAUAAGAAACUUCGCAAUAUUAUCGCAUUUGGAUAAACGAAGAUAAUAUCCUGAAUUAAUCUUUCUUCCUGAGAAAAAAGUCCAUUACACACAGAAAUCAUGUCAAAACGUAAGUUUGACGAUAUUGACGAUAUACUUAAUAAGCAGCCACUUAAAAAUUCAUUGGAUUCUGAUGAAGAUGAUGACGAAAUAAACGAAGAUGCCUAUAAUAUCAUGAACGAGAAUGAAUUUGAAGGCACAGAAGACGGACCUUCAGCACCAGAAACAAAUAUAGGAUUUACAGCGUUUAAUAUGAAAGAAGAAUUAGAAGAAGGCCACUUUGAUAAAGAUGGUCAUUAUCUUUGGAAUAAAGAGAAACAAAUAAAAGACAACUGGUUGGAUAAUAUUGAUUGGGUCCAAGUUAAACCUGGUUCCACUACUAAUAUACAAAAAAGUGCAAAAUCAAGUGAAAAUCAUGGAUUGGGAGAUAGCGAUAGUGAUGAUGAAGAAGAUAUUAUGUUUGAUCCUAUUCCAUUAUAUAAACAGAUUUUAGAAUUUCUUAAACCUGGUGAAACUGUUUCUAAGGCGCUAUGCAGACUUGGCAAAGGAAAAAAGAAAUUAACCACAGCUGAAAGAUGGAAAAAGAAAAAGGAAUGUAAGGUAGAUAAUGAAGAAGAUCCAAAUUCUGUCAGCAUAAUCAAAUUAACUGAGCUAGCAAAUGAAUUAUUAACACGUACUGGUAAUAUGGAUAUAUAUCAAGAAAGUUAUGAAGAAAUAAGAAAGAAGAUUGAACGUGCUAAUAAACAUGCAUAUCCUUCAAAAAAAGAAGCAGAACUUGACAUGUAUGCUGAUGAUUUUGAUGAAAAGGAAAAAGCAAAACUAGAUGAUACUAAUAAUGAUAAGACAACAGAAGCAACUAGUGCAGAAGAAAGUACAUCUUUAACAGAAGAUAUAACAUGGGAUUUGAAAUGGUCGCAAGAUGAAAAUGCAGAAAUACAUGGGCCUCAUACUACUCAGCAAAUGCAUACAUGGGCAAAAGAAGGAUAUUUCAAAAAAGGUGCAUGGGUCAGAAGAACUGGACAACAGAAUCAAUUUUAUAAUGCUGAAAUAUGAGAAUACACAAAGCAAGGUGGUGAAGGUACAUUGCAUUACAUUCACGCGUGUCGACGAAACAAGUACUUUGGUCUUUCCCAAGCUGAAAGGACGCGCAACAGCCGGAGAGAACACAGGGGACGUUCGGACGAGGGCGAAAAUAGGGUAAGAACGACACAUACGAGAGCAGACAAAUUACAUGCCGGUUUCAU
Camponotus floridanus (Florida carpenter ant) is the source of this 1589-nucleotide messenger RNA. It is a transcript of the gene holn1, whose product is annotated as CD2 antigen cytoplasmic tail-binding protein 2 homolog. Gene Ontology annotation, molecular function: protein binding. NCBI's taxonomy places the organism in Eukaryota, Metazoa, Arthropoda, Insecta, Hymenoptera, Formicidae. The transcript is spliced from 8 exons. The coding region runs from base 406 to 1398 and encodes 330 amino acids. Gene Ontology annotation, cellular component: U5 snRNP. The record is from RefSeq and is a predicted model, not a curated record.